Messenger RNA from Ostertagia ostertagi, 2685 nucleotides. The record is from the annotation of a GenBank genome assembly. Lineage: Eukaryota; Metazoa; Nematoda; Chromadorea; Rhabditida; Trichostrongylidae.
AUGGCUAUUUUGAAUGAUAUUGCGCUUCGUGGAGAGCCAGGAUCAGUGCUGGUGUUUUUGCCAGGAUGGAAUGAAAUCAUGCUUGUCAUGAACUUUCUCAAUGCACACUCGGAGUUUUCGAAUAAGUCGAAGUAUGUGAUCUUGCCGCUCCAUUCGCAGUUGACCGGUGUAGAACAACGAAAAGUUUUCGAUCAUUAUGGAGAUAGCAUGAGAAAGAUCAUAUUAGCGACGAACAUCGCUGAAACUAGUAUAACCAUAGAUGAUGUUGUCUUCGUGAUCGAUUCCUGCAAAGCCAAAGAGCGAAUGUACACUUCCAACAACAAUAUGGUACAUUUUGCGACGGUAUGGGCAUCACGCACAAAUCUAGCACAACGGCGUGGUCGAGCUGGACGUGUACGCCCUGGAUUCGCCUUCCAUUUGUGUAGCAAAGCCCGAUUCCAGGCCUUGGAAGAACAUCGCACAGCUGAAAUACUCCGUACACCUCUGCAUGAAAUUGCUCUCACCAUUAAACUGUUACGUCUAGGAAGUGUAGGAGACUUCCUUGGGAAAGCUAUAGAGCCGCCUCCGUAUGAUAUGGUCGUGGAAAGCGAGGCAGUGCUUCAGAACAUGGGAGCUUUGGAUCGUCAGCUGGAACUUACAGAUCUUGGGCGCAUUCUUGCUCGUUUACCCAUUGAACCACUACUGGGGAAAACGAUAGUUAUGGGCGUUGCGUUUGGAAUUGGUACACUAAUGUGUGAUAUCGCUGCGUCUUCUUCGUUUUCAUCGCCAUUUGUGCCUCGUGAAAGGGCGCACACUCGAUUGAACUCUGCACAGCGCUCAUACGCCGGCGAUCGUUGGUCGGAUCACGUUGCCCUGAUAGCUGUCAAUCAAGCCUUUCAACAUGCUUCUGAGAUGGGUAUGCAAGCAGAAACAUCGCUAUGUAAUCGCGUCUCUUUGAGCCAAACUAUUCUCAAGAUGAGCGCUGGGGCGAAGUAUCAGCUGAUAGAUGUUCUCACCAAUCAGUGUGGAUUUGCUGGGGAAUUAUUCACUGAUGGAGCUUGUGCUCACGAAAGUGACUAUGAUCUGCUUCUCUCUCUACUCAUUGCUGCUUACUAUCCGAAUAUUUGCUAUUACAGAGGAAAAAGAAAGGUCUUCACACUUGAACAAGCUUCAGCCCUCGUUAGUAAAUCUUCUGUCUUGACACCAUUUCAUGGCGACAACUUUGAAUUGCCGUCUCCAUUGAUAGUUUUCACAGAGAAGAUCCGUACGCGAGUCAUCUCUUGUAAUCAGCUAUCAGUGAUUUCGGGUGUUCAGUUGCUGCUGUUCGGUUGUCGCAAAGUUGAAUGUAUUGGUCAAGACCUUGUGCGUCUCGACGACAUGAUUACUCUCAAAAUCGAUGUGUCAGUAGCAGCGUCAAUUGUGGCUUUACGACCUUGCAUCGAGGCUAUGCUUGUCCGAUCAUGUAUUAAUCCGGAAUCGCUUAUGACAGCGACUGACCAGGAUCGGGAGUUGUGCUCAUUAUUGCGAGAAUUAUCCUCUCGUGAGUUUUACGCUGGUGGAGGACCAAUGAAAGAUGACCUACUAACAGAUGCCGCCCUGGUGCAGCCAAUCACUGCAGGAAGAGGACGUGGAGGACGCUUCGGUGUUGCAGGUAAUCACUCCAUCGCUAUGGUUGAACUGACUGCAAAUGAUCGUGUUCCGCGCAAGCCUCGAAGUGACGUGUCAAAGGAUCCGAAAUGUGGCACAAUAGAGAACGAAGUGGAGUACAAACAGUUCAUGCAUGACCUGGAAGUCGAAUACGAAAUGGCACGACUGUCGUUGGAUGAACAAUUAUUGCACGCUCAGCAGUUGCGAACAGAUGCAAAAGCGUCCGCUGUCCAACCCACUCCACUAACGCAAUAUAUCAUCAAAGAGAUGGACGCUAAAGCUCAAAGAAAGGCUGAACGGCGUCGUGCAGCGCGAUCAGGUUUCGAUCGUUAUGACAUACCGAAUGCAGAGCGUAAAGGCGGUAUCAUUGAGGUGAAGAACAGUUCACGUGGCUGGGGACUACGGUCGUCACGCGCCGUUGCUGAUGACAAGGAGAAAGCGCGAGCGUCAGAAAGUGCCAAGAAGGACACAACGAAGGAGACGUUGAAGGAUGACUCCGCAGAUGCGGCUGAUCACCUGACUAGACUUUUUGCGAAUGCAAAAAAGGUGCCCGCGAGUGGAAGUGAGAGGAAGCCAUCGUCUGGCAAGUUUGAUAAAGGAGCAACGAAAUCGGAGGGAACGUGGGAAAGGCAAAGGAGAAUCGACAACUGCAAAUGCCGAAGGAGACGCGGAGUGGUACCCCACGGUCUCUGGGUGCGGCCGGGUCAUAAACUGACAGCGAACGGUGAAAAGCCGUCCGAUUCUCGCCUUGCCGACGAGAAUUCUGAAGCGAAACCAACGAUGCGACUCGACUUACCUAUUAAGAGAGCAUUGCCGCCUAAGCGGGAUCCGGCAGAGCGGCAGAAGAAGAAGGAAGGUCAGCCCUCACGUCCGAUCAAGAAGCCGUCAGAACGUUUGCUGGCGGCUGUUGCAGCGGCGACUGCGUCAAGCAGAGCGGCUACUACUUCAUCGGCUGACUUCACAUCGAAACAGUCAAAAAAGUAUUCUGAACGGAAUAGACGUAAAGAUGAACAAACGAAGGAUGAGAAGGAGUCUCCGACACAGUCAAACCCAAGCUAA